Periophthalmus magnuspinnatus is the source of this 2210-nucleotide messenger RNA. It is a transcript of the gene c6h11orf96, whose product is annotated as chromosome 6 C11orf96 homolog. The transcript has 2 exons. The coding region runs from base 380 to 766 and encodes 128 amino acids. Lineage: Eukaryota; Metazoa; Chordata; Actinopteri; Gobiiformes; Gobiidae. The record is from RefSeq and is a predicted model, not a curated record.
GAGGAGAGAAGAAAGUUGGAGCUUAGAACAGAACGUCAAUGUAAGAUACUCAAGACUAGAUCUGACUGCUCCACGAAACCAUUCAGAGACUUUUAAAAGCUGGUUGCAGACUUAAACAUCUUAAGCAUCACGCAAUACUAAAGGAUCACUUUUUUUUUUUUUUUAGACAACAAACUUUAUAAUCUCUGGGCUUUGGGAUUUGAAGAAAGUGUAAUUGAAAGUAUUUUUCCUAAAACUUUGUCUUGUUGUUGGCUGGGGCCUGCCUGAGGAUUCUGACGUUUUGGGAUAAACUUUGAACUUUUCCCAGAGUUUUGACUGAAGGCUUUGCUGUAAAUAAGACGCCACGAGAGACCCUCUUUGUCUCCUGCACCUGUCCAACAUGGCCGCUGCUGGAGCCCACCUGAUGCUGGAGGAGUUCCCCCAGCAGCUGCCAGUGCCCAAAGCGCCCCCUAGAGGAAAGAGCAGGGCGCGGCGUCCUCGAGAAGCACGUUUUAAAACUCAACCCGUAACAUUCGCCGAGAUUGCAGAAGUUGAGGAGGAGGGAGCCAACGCCAUGGACGAAGAACGAGCCAAACGAUCCUUCCUUCAGAGCCUCGAGAACCUGAGGAGGAGCACACAGAACCUGUACUACUGCCACGCUCCUGGGGGACACGUGCAAGCUCCCGCAGGUCAUGUGCACACCCCUGGACAUGUGCACUGCUCCGUCCAGCACAGAGGGACGCAGACUUGCACCAUGGACUCCAGCGACUCCGACUCGACGCAGUGAAGACGAGAAGAUCAAGAGUCACAUGAACUGAAGCUGCAGGUUUUGUGCAGAAGUGAGGAGUGAUGCAAAGACAUUCUGUGAAACGUUUGUAAAUAAGGAUUUGUAAACAGGUCUCGGGUUUGAUUCCCGGAUCAUGUGGGGCUUUAUUAGGAGUUUGCAUGUUCUCUCUGUGUCUGUGUCCUCUGGUUUCUCUCAGCAAACCUAAAACAGCCUCCAGAUCCUUCUGACCAGGCUCCAGGCUCAGAUCUGGUCCAUUGCUUCUGACCCAUAGAGCAUUUUUAAUGAUUAUUUUUGUAUUGAAAGUAAAGCUCUGAUUUACAUGACCAGGUGGUAAGCUCUGUUGUAGCCACAGCUGCCCUGGGACAGACUGACAGAAGUGAGGCUGACAGUCUGCACCAUCAGCACUCUCACACACCACAUGUUCACAACUGUCUCCCAUCCAAGUCCUGACCAGACCCACUCCACUUCGCUUCAGAAACCAGACAAGAUUAGGCUUUGACAGGCCAGUCUGGUUUAGCCCUUUGGAGGAUGGGGCAGAUGCAGAGGACCUGACUUUACCCCUGUGUUAAAAGUCUUUAGGUUUGAAUCGACGUGUCUCACCUUUAAGACCAAAUAUUUACAAAAGAUUGAUCUAGUUCUUAUCUACAGAGUUUUAAAUAAGUGGAUGAAAUGUUCAAAAGAAUGUCAUGGGGACAGUCUGCUUCAUUGAAUUUUAGAGAUUUUAGAUUUUAGUCUCAGACAAAACAGCGCCUCUGCUGGACAGUUACACCCUGUACAAAAAGACUUAUUUAUUCUCUAUAUUUAACACUGUGAGGACUUUAACAUUCACUUAUGAGCUUUAAAUAAAUAUUUCUUUUAUUCAACAGACUCUUUAUUUAAGUUCAUUAUUUGAUUUAAGUCUAUUGUUUUUAUGUUUUAUCUCUUUAAAGUCUCUGUUCCUAAAACAUGAAAAACAGAACUAGUUUGUUUGAAACAAUUUGCAGUGGUCCAAAGUUAUUUCUCAUUUAAUUACAUCGUAAUUACUCACCACAAUGAGUUUAUAAGCACUUUUCACAACUCAGAGACCAGAGUUUUGCUUUAACAGUAAAAACACUAACAACGAGCAUGCUAAUAAUUCACUUCCUGAUUCUUGGACAGACAGCACACAGCAGACUUAUUUUGCCCUCAAGAGCUGCUUACAUAAUAUGUCUGUACUGGGGCAGGGCACAUUUAGCUCAAAUACAAAAAAAAUUCAAUUUAAUUGGGUACACAUGCCUCAGUCAGCAACAAAUCUGUAACAGUUAUGAAAUGAUGGCACAAAUUGUUUGGUGUAUCUUUGAUGUUAGUUAUGUCUUAUUUUAUUUCUUUUUUUAUCCUCCUAUCUCAAGGUCAAAUUUAUACAGAUUCAACCGAUUAGAUGUAAGAGUUUUAAGUUAUAAUUAAAGAGGAGUAAUCUGAAAAAUCG